AUGUUUAAAAAUAUAGUUGCAACUAUCGGUAAUAUUAAAAAAUCUACAGGUUUAAUAAAAUGCUGCGCUUUAGAUCCUAGGAGAUAUCAUCCUCGACUGCUUCACCUGGGAUUCUUUGUUGAGAGUCCAAGAAAUAUAUCAAAAGACAAAUCUUGGACCUCUCCUGCCAUAUCUAGUAAAUAUGAAGUGAUAACUGAAAAAAAUUCUCCUAUAAUUGAACAUACUGCUGACGAAAUGAAAUAUGAAGUUGUAGAAGAAAAAUAUCCUAUCUUGAGCGAUGAAUACGACGGAAUAAAUUUAGAAAGAGGAAAGCAUGGGGUAUUUGAUAUUGAAGACCUUGUAGAUUUACUACAAAGAGAAAACUCAAAAAAUAUUUUCGUAGCAACUGUGCCAAAGGACAUUAAUUUUGUAGAAUACAUAUGUGUAGUUAGUGGGCGCAGUAAAAGACAUAUAAGAGCUUUGGCAGAAUUUGUGCGAAAGGUUUACAAAAAAAAAUGUUACAAAACUGAUCAAUUACCUAGGAUAGAAGGAAAAGAUUCUGAUGAAUGGAUGGCAUUAGAUUUAGGUAAUAUUGCUCUUCAUAUAUUCUCAGAUAAAGCUCGAGAAGUUUAUGACUUAGAAACCCUUUGGGCUGUGGGUCCAGAAUAUGAUGAAAAAAUGACUCAAAAGAGUGAUGUUGUUGAUAUAUUUGAAAACUAUAGUGCAUACUUAAAAGACCUAAAACCACUAGGAUAA
Parnassius mnemosyne (clouded apollo) is the source of this 735-nucleotide messenger RNA. Lineage: Eukaryota; Metazoa; Arthropoda; Insecta; Lepidoptera; Papilionidae. The record is from the annotation of a GenBank genome assembly.